UGUGAAUGGGUGAAUGAUCUAGGGGGGUGGUCCAUAUUGAACCACACUCCAUACCAGCAGGUGGCGGUUAUGCUGCUAAAAGCUUGUUGCAAACCGCCAAUAAAAAUCAAGACGAAGAAGAAGAAGAAGUAUAUCUAAAAGAUCGAGUGCAUUGUCUUGACGUUUUUAUUUCUGCCAGUACCCCAUCAAACCUUGAUCAAAGAUAAAAAUGGGAAAGCGACAGCACCAAAAAGACAAAAUGUACAUCACAUGUACAGAAUACACUAAUUUCUAUGGAGGGAAGCGAGCAGAAAUCCCUAAAGCAAACUUCAGACGUCUUCCAUUUGACCACUGCAGCUUGUCCCUUCAGCCAUUUGAAUAUCCCGUUUGCACUGCAGAGGGAGUCAUAUUUGAUUUGCUGAGCAUUGUUCCAUGGAUUAAGAAGUUUGGAACCAACCCGGCCUCGGGAGAAAAACUGGAAGCAAAGUCCCUCAUUAAACUCAACUUUGCCAAGAACAAUGAUGGAAAGCAUCACUGUCCUGUUCUGUACAACGUUUUCACAAACAAUUCCCACAUCGUCGCCAACAAGGUCACCGGAAACGUGUUUUCUUAUGAGGCUGUCGAGCAACUCAAUAUCAAGACCAAGAGUUUUAAAGACCUUCUGACUGAUGAGCCUUUUACCAGACAGGAUAUUAUAACUCUUCAGGACCCCACAAAGUUGGAAAAAUUCAAUGUGUCCAGCUUUUUCCACAUUAAGAACAACUUGAAAGUACUGGAUCCGGAUGAGGAAAAGGCCAAGCUGGAUCCAGCAUAUCACUUGAAGACCACAAACCUUGAGACUAGGGAAACCUUAGCUGAGCUUUACAAAGACUACAAGGGGGAUCAGCUCCUGGCUUCCACCAUGAAGGAACCAGAGGCCAAGAAGACAGACAAAUUAAAUGCUGCACAUUACUCAACUGGCAGAGUUUCUGCCUCAUUCACAUCCACAGCCAUGACUCCUGCAACAACACACGAAGCAGAUGCUAUUGCAGAUGACACUGUGAGGUACCAGUAUGUGAAGAAAAAGGGCUAUGUCCGUCUACACACAAACAAGGGAGACUUGAAUUUAGAGUUACACUGUGACAAGGUUCCCAAAGCGGGAGAGAAUUUUAUAGGUCUGUGUAAAAAAGGCUACUAUGACGGGACCAAUUUCCACAGGUCCAUCCGGAACUUUAUGAUUCAAGGGGGGGAUCCUACUGGCACUGGUACAGGAGGAGAAUCCCUCUGGGGAAAACCUUUCAAGGAUGAAUUUCGACCCAACUUGUCUCAUACUGGACGUGGAGUUCUGAGUAUGGCUAACUCUGGUCCAAACACCAACAAGUCUCAGUUCUUCAUCACCUUUCGUUCAUGCGCUUACCUAGACAGGAAGCACACUGUGUUUGGCAGGGUUGUUGGUGGAUUUGAGACACUCACAGCCAUGGAGAACGUUGAGAGCGAUACCAAAACGGACAAACCAAAGUCGGAGAUCAAGAUCAUAACAGCGACUGUGUUUGUGGACCCAUACGAAGAGGCCGAUGCUCAGAUUGCAGCAGAGCGAGAAAAAGAGCUCCAGAAGCAGGAGGAAGAAAAGCAGCAGGCAAGCAAUGCUUUGAAACAAUCCAAGGAGGACCAGCCUCCCAAGACCUUCAAACUAGGUGUCGGGAAAUACAUAAAUCCUGCCAUAGUAAAACGGUCAGCCACUGAAGAUGAAGGUGGUCCAUCCACUCGUGGAUCAGAAGCUAAGAAGUCUAAAGGCACAGCCAGCUUCGGAGACUUCAGCUCUUGGUAGCACAAGAGCUUUCAGCAUUUAUGUUAUAACCAUUCAGCCUGAGUCCAAGCAAAAACAAUUACAUGCAUAUUUUUGUGAUCUCCACUAACUUUUUUGCUUGUUUUUUUUUUUUUUUUAAACAAUGAAUUAAAUGAACUUUGUUUUCAUAAAUUCUGUGUUCCUUUCACAGUUCUGUAAGAUGGCUUUUGAAACCGUAUAGAGUAAUGAAACAGAAGUAUAGAUUUGAAAUCUUUUAUGACAGCUGUGUCUGAAUAAAAAUUGUGUUUGUGACGUGUUCACAGUGAGCAGUAAAAGUGUAAAAGCCAAAGUGUAGUGAAAAUCUCAAAUGGCUGGUUUUGUUUUUAUACAAAAUGUGGAUGACUAAAUACUUCCAAAUGUAAAUAAAUUUACUGGUGUGAGA
Menidia menidia (Atlantic silverside) is the source of this 2186-nucleotide messenger RNA. The record is from the annotation of a GenBank genome assembly. NCBI's taxonomy places the organism in Eukaryota, Metazoa, Chordata, Actinopteri, Atheriniformes, Atherinopsidae.